Cucurbita moschata (crookneck pumpkin) is the source of this 1331-nucleotide messenger RNA. RefSeq lists its product as uncharacterized. The coding region runs from base 48 to 1127 and encodes 359 amino acids. NCBI's taxonomy places the organism in Eukaryota, Viridiplantae, Streptophyta, Magnoliopsida, Cucurbitales, Cucurbitaceae. The transcript has 10 exons. The record is from RefSeq and is a predicted model, not a curated record.
CUAAAAAAAUCCAGUGGCUCUGAACACACCAGAUUCUCUUACCUCCAAUGGCUUCUCUUCACCUUCUUCAACCUCUCACUUUUCUCUCUUCCCAUUCUGCCCCUCUCUCUUCCCAAUGUUCCCAUCCAAUCCGCUUCAAACCCUCCUUUGCCCCAAAGCCCCUUUCACCAAAACCCCUCACUCUUUCCUUUGCUCUCGCCGAAUCCGACUCCGCCAAGUCCUUAGAACCCGACCCCCAAGUUCUCCUUCAAGAACUGGCCGACAGUUUUGAUCUCUCGCGAGAUUACUUCGAAAAACUUCCCCGUGAUCUUCGUCUUGAUCUCAAUGAUGCUGCGUUCGAUCUCUCUAAUGGACCCGUUAUUGAUGAGUGUGGUCAAGAAAUGGGAGAAAUAUUGCUAAAUCUCUCUCGAGCAUGGGAAGUAGCUGACACCUCCACUUCACAUACUUUAGUAAGCAAGCUCCCCUCGUUGGUGCAAUCUUUGACCGAAAAUUACAAGUCAGGACUUGGCAAGCGUUUGAUAUCUGCUGGAAGAAGGUUCCAAUCAAUGGGACAGUACGGUCAGGGCGAACUACAGAAGAUUGCCAAAGCAAUGAACACAACUGGAAAGCUUCUGUCUGCAUCAUCUGCUCCGAAAGUGGCCGAACAGCCGAAGGAUGAAACCAGAAUGUUUAAGUUCGGAGAGCUUCAAGUUGAACUGACUGCCGAUAAGGCGAACAUCGGUGCAGCAAUCGGUGUCGUAUUUGGAGUAAUUUCAUGGCAACUGGGUCAGGGCGUUCAGAGCAUUCCUGAGAGUUCUCUGCAGUAUGCAAAUGAUAAUGCUUUACUUCUAGCCAAGUCUUUGAGAGGCGCUCUACUGGCGGUUUCAUACUCGUCGGCGGUUUUGUCUGCUUUUACUGCUGUGGGAUUAGUCUUACUUGCUAGACAACUUAAAUCAAAGGAAGAGAUUUGGAACAACAAUUUGAUUAGCCAAUCAAAUUGGUUCAUCUAUCCAAGUGGGAUCAUAUUGGAGCAUUUCACUUUCAAAAAUAAAGUUCCAUUUAUGAACAUUGUGGGUGGUCACGGUCAUGUUUGUUCUAAAUAUGUUGUCUGUAACCGCAUGUCGGAUGUUUCGGUCAUGCUUGUCUAGGACGUGCUGUCCAUGGUCGGAUAUGCAUUCCAAACCCUCUUUUACUUGCUUUCAUGUUAAAUAAGUGUUAAAUAUUUCCUUGUGUCAAUACGGAGGUGUUGUGUCAAAAUGUACUUGUUGUUGUCCCCAUCAAGGCUAAAAUGCCCAAAAAUGUACUAGUUGUCAAAUCUUUCUGGUUAUAUGCUAUUAAAGUUGUUGUUGCUA